Messenger RNA from Symsagittifera roscoffensis, 3024 nucleotides. RefSeq lists its product as uncharacterized. The transcript is spliced from 12 exons. Bases 62 to 2902 code for a protein of 946 amino acids. Gene Ontology annotation, cellular component: nucleus. Gene Ontology annotation, molecular function: chromatin binding. The record is from RefSeq and is a predicted model, not a curated record. Lineage: Eukaryota; Metazoa; Xenacoelomorpha; Acoela; Convolutidae. Gene Ontology annotation, biological process: pattern specification process.
CCUAAUUGUUGUGAUAAACUUAUUAAAUAGGCUUCCAUGACGAAAGAGUAGCUUAUCAGGGAUGGAGACAUCGAACAUAUGCAGUCGACCUAAAAGACUUCGUAAAGACUGCAGCCCGACAAAGUUGCUGGCAAAAAAUAUUCCUGUUGACCAGAGCCCUUGUGCCGUUGAAGCGAGUGCCUUAAGCGACGACAAAACAGAAAAGGGGUCCUUGAACAGCCCUGGGGCCGCAAGGAGAAAUCUAGCUCACAAGAAGUGGACAUUGGCCGAGAAAAUUGUGUUCUUCGAAGGACUUAGAGAAAAUGGACGUUGUUUCGACAAAAUUGCCAAACUGUUCGAGCAGAAGUCAAAAAACAAGCCGGAAAUCAACAACAGAGAUACGGGUCAAUGUCGCUACUUCUUCACGAGAUCAAUCAAGAGAAUCAUAUCAUUCCCACAGAUCAAAUUGGAGUGUGGAAUUCGGAAACGGUACAUGGAAGUCCUGGCUCUUGUCAACUACGGCGAAAUUUUAAGAAAAACACAUCGUGAAUUGAACAAACGAUCUGCAGAAAACUUGAAUGAAAUGAUUCACAAAGGGUUUUCAGUUUUGAAGUUGCCUGGCAGAAUGGUACGACUGAAAACUCCGAUGUGUCCGGUAGUUAAGCGGUUCACCAAAAACAGAGACGUCUACUCUUUUGUACAACUACCUCAAAGUGUCACUUUCGAAUUCACUCCGCAGAAUGCACAUGAGUUGAAUCUUCUCCGUGAUAGCAAAAUAGAAAACCCGUUUAUUAGGUUAACAGUGCCAAUUACGAAGAGCUUCAAAUCGGUCUUGAAGUUUGUGGAAGACAGAACAAAGUACAGAGCUUAUCAAAACUUCCGUCAAGUGGCAGAACAGUGCAGACCUUUGGUGACAGAACCGACAUUGAUGUGCCGCCUCCAUCCGCUUCUCCUGACAACUGUAAGUUCUGUGGAAGAGACAGACAAGGUAUACACCCCACCCUCCUUCAACGGGGCUGAACAGAUGCUGGCACAGGGAAUUGGACUAGAGCAGGGUUCAGCUGCAGCUACAAGUAUCAGUAGCACUACUUAUGCAAAUGCCAUCACAGCGAAUGCGGGAAGUUGUAGUGCGUCAAGUAAUACUCAAAGUGUGAAAGAGGUUACAACAGAAAUAGUGGCAUCGGGAAGUGUCGAGUUGGAAUCGAAACUGGAGAACAAAGAAGGAAGCUCUGAGGCACAGCAUAAUAGAAUACAAAGUCCGCAAGAUCGGACAAAUUUCAACGUUGUUGAAGCAUUGACGCCAGCAAUACAGAAAUCUGAAGCCGAAAACUCAACGCCGCCAGUCCUUUCCAAUAAGAAUAUCCUCUUAUCAUGUAAACAGGAACAGUCAUCAAGCCUAAAUAGCCAACCUGUUAAUACGACUUCUAGAAGCAGUAGUUUGAAUGGCCAGCAAACUUCUCCUAUCAAGAGUUCAACUGUGAUACAGAGAGGGCCUGAUCUAUUCAGGCCUCAGAUUAUUUACGUGGUACCUGCAAAAAAUACCUCUUCGAAGCAGUAUAUUCGUAGUUCAAGUGGAGCUGAUGACUUCAUUGGUAUGCUCAAGAGUGGGUUCUCGACCGAUUCCAUCAGCGAGGAUCUGAACGUCGCGAGACUUCACGUGAUGCUGAACGUCUGUCCGAUAAUUCAGCUCGAGUACUUCUUAGAUUUAGACAUACCUAAUCAGGCGCAGAAUGCCAGUGAUGUUGGAAGUGAAUUACAGACUAUAGUUAACAUCGGGAUGCAAAUAUCGAAGUCCAAACGGAGCCAAACUCCUGUAAUGAACGGCUCUUCUAAGAGUCCAAAUCAACAACCGCAAUCUCUCUCUCUAGUGCAAUCUAAUGGAACAAAUGAGCAAACAACCCAAUCGGGAAGUGGAAGUAUUAAUCCAGUCCCAGGGUCGGUUGAAGAAAAGCAACUGAAAGACCAUAUCAUGAUGCUGCAGUCAAGUGGAAAAGUCAGGUUACGUAAUAGGUUACGUCAUGGCCAAGAUAUUGCCAAUUCACAGAACUUUCCGAACCUUGAGAGUUCUUUCAGACCAGUUACAGCACAGCAGCAGACAGUUAUUGCUAGAACUGCUGUCCCGAAGUUAGCUCCAAAGCUAUUCAACCAAAUUAGUGGAUCCAUAUCGAUGAACAGUAACGGUCAAAUGGACAAAAUUACUUUCGGAAAUCAUUCUAACGGACAACGAACUACUUUAGUUGGGUCUAACGGAAACAAUGGGCAAUUUAUGAACGCCUUUCCAGCUGUUCAGACGCAAAAUCCCGCUAGUUUGAGACCGAUUGAUGUCACAAACAAGGUCGAUUUCAUUGAGUUGAAUCAACCUCAACCAGGAAUGCAGCAACCGUUCAUGGAAAGACAGCAGGUUUUAGCAUCGAGCGACGAUAACUCGAUAAAAGACAUCGUUGAGAUAGCUCUUAAAUGUGCCGAUGUGAGCGUUGGAGGAACCAUUAAAGCUUCAAAUAAUGAUACUAGUAUGGAUAUGCAACCUUUAAUGUGCAGUACACAAAUUUGUCCGAAUGACGCGAAUACGAAUGGAAAACAUAAAAGCGUGAAUACUGGUAAUGUGAAUAUUAUUAAUGCAACUUGUGGGUUUCUACCGCCAGUUCACGAAAUUUUGGCUACUCCGAGCUCCUCUCACCAAAGACAACAGACGGCGAGUUUGACUGUGGUGCCCCAAGUGCGCUUUCUGCCCGGCCACUCCAAUCACCUGACAGAUCUGCAUCACUUCGAUACAGCUUCGAAUGACUCAUUUUUAUCCAAGCAGUUAGACGGAGAGAUUGCGGAGAUGAUGAAUGAAAACAGCAUUGAUGUCGUGAACAAACUUGACGCUUUCUUGGACGCCGGAAGCUCAAACAUUAGUGAAGCUUCCAUAUUUCGAGAAUAAAUUUGCCAAAACUCGAACAUACUUCUGAAAACUGUUAGAUUUAGUAAUUAGUAUUUAAUUGAAUGGAUUAUUGAUUAACUGUUUCAUGAAGCAUGUUUAGCAGAUAUUAGUUUCUUCUCUUU